Molecule: messenger RNA, 4089 nt
Organism: Labeo rohita (rohu)
Lineage: Eukaryota; Metazoa; Chordata; Actinopteri; Cypriniformes; Cyprinidae
Product: NACHT, LRR and PYD domains-containing protein 3-like
Molecular function (GO): protein binding
Source: RefSeq, a predicted model, not a curated record
AAAGUGAAAGAGCAGGAUCCAUUUUGUGAAAGGAAGAAUGUGAACAACUUCAGGAGAGAAAAGCUUGUGAAUGUGAAUGAAUUUGAGAACAGAUCAGUUAAUGUAGUUAUCUGGAGACAUAAUGGAUUUAUGAACUGAAUGAAGUUUGUGAUCUUCAUUGUUGAAGCAGAGUGUAUUAUAUUACAUUUCUAAAGCACGGCCUGUAAAAUGAGUGUCUGUGUGAAGAGUGAGGAGGAGGAGGAUGUUGACACACACAAAACAGCAUCUCCAGAACCCAGCUGCGUGUCUGUGAAGAGUGACCAGUCCAUAAACAACGCCCCUAAUUUCAGUGAUGGAGCAGUGACCUCAGACCCUAACACUGUCUGUAAAAUGAGACCCUAUGAACAGAGAAAGGAGGCGGACAAUGUUCACACACGUAAAACAGCAUCUCCAGAACCUAGCUGCGUGUCUAUGAAGAGUAACUGUUCAAUAAAGAAUCCCCCUUCUCUCAGUGAUGGAGCUGUGACCUCUGACCCUGAAGUAAAUAAAGAUGAUGUGAUCAGAUCAAUGACACCCCGUCUGACCUGCACUGACUCCAACAGUCAGACCUUCAUCAGGCAGCAUGACACAGAAACUCUACAAAGAGUCAAAGACCAACACAAAACCAACAUGAUGAAUAACUGUAAGAGCUUAUUUGAGGGAAACAAAAUAGAAGAGAAUCAAACCCUUCUGAACAGGAUCUACACAAAGCUCUACAUCACAGAGGGAGAAAGUAAAAGGGUGAAUGAAGAACAUGAGGUUUUACAGAUCGAGAAAAAAACCCAAACACAAGACACUCCAAUCUACUGCAAUGACAUCUUUAAAGCCUCACAUCAACUGGGAUGUGAGGAUAAAGACAAAAUCAAGACUGUUCUUACUAAAGGCAUUGCAGGAAUUGGAAAAACUGUCUCUGUGCAGAAGUUCAUUCUGGACUGGACCGAGGGAAAAGCCAAUCAGGAUGUAGAUUUCAUGUUUGUGCUUCCAUUUCGAGAGCUAAAUUUGAUUAAAGAUCAACAGUACAGUCUUCACAGACUUCUGCUGGACUUUCAUCCUGAACUUCAAGGUCAGGACUCAGAGAUUUAUGAGGGGUGUAGAGUUGUGUUCAUCUUUGAUGGUCUGGAUGAAAGCAGAAUUACACUGAUGUUUUCAGACAGACAGAAAGUUUGUGAUGUGAAUGAAUCUUCAUCAGUGGGUGUGCUGAUGUCAAACCUCAUAAAAGGGGCGCUGCUUCCCUCUGCUCUCAUCUGGAUCACCUCCAGACCAGCAGCAGCCAAUCAGAUUCCCUCAAAAUACAUCAAACGUGUGACCGAAAUUCAGGGAUUCAAUGAGCCUCAGAAGGAGGAAUAUUUCAGAAAGAGAAUCAGUGAUGAGCAUCAAGCCAGCAGAAUCAUCUCACACAUUAGAAGAUCAAGAAGCCUCAACAUCAUGUGUCACAUACCCGUCUUCUGCUGGAUCUCAGCCACUGUGCUUCAAAACCUGCUGAAACAAGAUGACAAUGCAGAAAUCCCUCAAACUCUGACUGAAAUGUACAUCCGCUUCCUGUUGACUCAGAUCAACAUGAAGAAUCAGAAGUAUGAUGAGAGAGAUCCAGAGAAACUCCUGAAGACCAACAGAGAUGUGAUUGUGAAACUUGCUGAACUGGCUUUGAAUCAGCUGAUGAAGGGCAAUGUGAUGUUCUAUGAGGAGGACCUGAUUGAGAGUGGCAUAGACAUCACUGAUGCCUCUGUGUAUUCUGGGAUUUGCACUGAGAUCUUUAAGGAGGAAUCUGUGAUUCAUCAGAGGAAAGUCUACUGCUUCAUACAUCUGAGCUUUCAGGAGUUUCUAGCUGCUUGCUUUGUGUUUUAUGCCCAUGUACUCAAAAAUAAGGAAUCACUGAAAUUGUUUCUAAAUGAAGGAUAUAAGAGUUAUAGCCGGGAAAACUCUCUCUAUGAGCUGCUAAUAGCAACAGUUAAGAAAUCUUUACGAAGUGUAAAUGGCUACCUGGAUCUUUUCCUGCAGUUCCUGUUGGGCAUCUCAGUGGAGUCCAAUCAAAGACUCUUACAGGAUCUACUGACACACACAGUGAACAGCUCAGAGACGAUCAAGAGAAUCACACAGUACAUUAAAAACACAAUCAAGGGUGAUGAACAUCUCUCAGCUGACAGUUGCAUCAAUUUGUUCCUCUGUCUGCUGGAAAUGAAGGAUCGGACUCUGUACAGAGAAAUUCAGGAGUUUGUGAAAUCAGAGAAUCACUCAGUGAAUGAACUCUCUCCAUCUCACUGCUCAACAAUCACCUACAUGAUUCAGAUCUCAGAGGAGGUGCUGGAUGAGUUUGAUCUGAAGAAAUACAACACAUCAGAUGAGGGUAGAAGGAGACUGAUACCAGCUGUGGUGAACUGCAGAAAAGCUUUACUUGCUGACUGUAAUCUCACUGAUCAGUGCUGUGAAAGUUUGUCUUUAUUUCUACAAUCAUCAAACUCCUUACUGAGAGAGCUGGACCUGAGUAAUAAUGACCUUCAUGAUUCAGGAGUGAAGCUGCUCUCAGAUGGACUCAAGAGUCCACACUGUCAGCUCAACAUACUGAGAUUAUCUGGCUGUAUGGUGACAGAGAAAGGCUGUUGUUAUCUGGCUUCAGCUCUGAAUUCAAACCCCUCACACCUGAGAGAGCUGGAUCUGAGCUACAAUCACCCAGGACAAUCAUUAGUCAAGCUGCUCUCUGAUCCAAACUACAGCCUGGAGAAUCUCAAUGUGGAUCAUGAAGGAGAGUUUAGGAUUACAACAGGACUAAAGAAAUAUGCAUGUGAUCUCACACUGGAUUUAAACACUGUGAACACUCACCUUGCUCUUUCUGAGAAGAACAAAAAGAUGACAUAUGUAGAAGAGAAUCAGCCAUAUCCUGAUUGUUCAGAGAGAUUCGAGUGUCCUCAGGUUCUGUGCAGAGAGAGUCUGACUGGACGCUGUUACUGGGAGGCUGAAUGGAGCAAGACAGGAGUUUAUAUAUCAGUGGCAUAUGAAGGAAUCAGUAGGAAAGGAUGCCGUGACAACUGCUGGUUUGGAUACAAUGAAAAGUCCUGGAGUCUGGACUAUUUUAAUAACAGAUUCACUGCCAGACACAAUAAUGAAACCAUUGUCAUAUCUACCCGUUUACAUCGCUCUAAGAGAGUAGGAGUGUAUCUGGACUGGUCAGCCGGUCGUCUGUCCUUCUACAGCGUCUCUGACAAACACACACUCACACACUUACACACAUUCAACACCACAUUCACCGAACCCCUUUACGCUGGCUUUAUGCUUGUUUGGAAUUCCUCAGUGUCUCUGUGUGAGAUUAAACCGCUUUCUGUGAGAUAAUAUUGAAACAUACAGUUGAGAAAUACUGAAUCGCACUCUUUGUGGGAAUCUUGCAUAAUUUUAGAGCUUGAAUACAUUCAAUGAUCAGCUUGUGUUUUGACCUCAGCAAUAUUAUUGGGGACCUAUGCCCCUUUUUACAACAAUACAAUAUAAGUCUCAGGUGUCCCCAGAAGGUGUCUGUGAAGUUUCAGCUCAAAAUAACCACACAGAUCAUUUAUUAUACAUUUUAAAAAUGCUUGUUUUGAGUGUAAGCAAAAAUGUGCUGUUUUUGUGCAUGUAUCUUCAAAUGCGAAUGUGCUGCUGUUUCCCGGCCCCUUUUCCAGAAUAGAACUGUCUCUUUACAGCUCGUACCUUAAAUACUCUGCCAAGAAACAUCAGUUUGGUUUUGAUCAUCAAGUCUAUCGGGAUAAAAGCUUACUUGCAUGCGCUUUAAAGCCAUAUCAGUUUAAACGUCUGAUAUAUGGUUUUAUGAGCGCUCAUAUCCAAAGCAUGUGCACAGAAAGUGGCUAUGUGAGUAACUAAACUAAGUUCUCGUUCAUGUAUUAACACACUUAAACUGUCAAAUACACAAGGUUGUGUCAAAAACAUAAUUUACAUAAACACAGUUGGGUAUUCCUGUGAAUGUAAACAGCUGGGAGAGAGAUUGCAUGUGUAUAUUAGAUUGUUUAUUAAGGGACAGCAGUGUACUAUUGUAGUUCUAUGCUGUUAAUAUGACCAAACAAUAAAAUAAAAAUGGAGAAUCCCUCA